Messenger RNA from Aureobasidium melanogenum CBS 110374, 255 nucleotides. RefSeq lists its product as uncharacterized. The transcript is spliced from 4 exons. NCBI's taxonomy places the organism in Eukaryota, Fungi, Ascomycota, Dothideomycetes, Dothideales, Saccotheciaceae. The coding region runs from base 1 to 255 and encodes 84 amino acids. The record is from RefSeq and is a predicted model, not a curated record.
AUGUCUGGAACCUACAAGCCCACUGAGCACGGAGGCCUUAAGCAGGACGGUACCGAGGACAAGCGUGUCGGUACCGGCCAGUUCGCCCAGGGCCAGGUUGAUCCCCACCAGGCAGGCAAGGAGGGCGGUCACGCCUCUGGCGGCAGCUCUGAGGACACUGGCUCCUCCGGUGGUUCCGGCGGCAACGGACAGUUCGCUGGCGGCAAGGUGGAUCCAUCUGAGGCUGGAAAGAAGGGUGGACAGACUUCCCACUAA